This is a messenger RNA of Pelobates fuscus (common spadefoot toad), 6720 nucleotides long. RefSeq names its product sodium voltage-gated channel alpha subunit 8 (gene SCN8A). The transcript has 27 exons. Gene Ontology annotation, molecular function: voltage-gated sodium channel activity. The coding region runs from base 143 to 6061 and encodes 1972 amino acids. NCBI's taxonomy places the organism in Eukaryota, Metazoa, Chordata, Amphibia, Anura, Pelobatidae. The record is from RefSeq and is a predicted model, not a curated record. Gene Ontology annotation, biological process: membrane depolarization during action potential; sodium ion transmembrane transport; neuronal action potential. Gene Ontology annotation, cellular component: plasma membrane; axon; voltage-gated sodium channel complex.
UGGCGACGGCCGCAGUUCCUCCUGCUGCAGCCUCCCCACCUCUGCAGUCCGGCGGCGCCUGCAGGGACUCACGCUAGCGGCCGGAAAAAAUUAACGUGUCUCAGGUGCUCUAUAACGAAAGAAGUUGCUGCAGGAUGAAAAGAUGGCAGCUCCGCUUAUGGCACCACCUGGCCCUGACAGUUUCAAAGCUUUUACACGUGAAUCACUGGCUGCUAUUGAAAAACGUAUAGCCGAGGAGAAAAAUAAAAAACCACCAAAGGCAGACAGUAGCCACAGAGACGAUGAUGACGAAAACAAACCAAAACCAAACCAAGACCUGGAAGCAGGCAAAGGUGUGCCGUUUAUCUACGGCGAUGUUCCUUCAGCGCUGAUUGCUGUUCCAAUCGAAGACUUAGACCCUUUUUAUUUAAACCAGAAAACCUUUAUAGUACUUAACAAAGGAAAAACGAUCUUCAGAUUUAGUGCCGCACCUUCCAUGUAUAUAAUAAGCCCUUUUAACCUAUUUAGGAGAAUCGCUAUUAAAAUUUUGAUACAUUCAGUAUUUAGCAUGAUCAUCAUGUGUACUAUUUUGACAAACUGCGUCUUCAUGACUUUUAGUAAUCCCCCAGAAUGGUCUAAACAAGUGGAGUACACCUUCACUGGAAUUUAUACAUUUGAAUCACUUGUAAAAAUCAUUGCAAGAGGUUUUUGCAUAGACAGCUUUACGUUUUUGAGGGACCCAUGGAACUGGUUAGAUUUCAGCGUUAUUUCGAUGGCAUAUGUAACAGAGUUUGUGGACCUUGGGAAUGUCUCAGCGCUGAGAACAUUCAGAGUUCUCCGAGCUUUGAAAACUAUCUCUGUCAUUCCAGGCCUGAAGACCAUUGUGGGUGCCCUUAUUCAGUCUGUGAAGAAGCUGUCGGAUGUAAUGAUUUUGACAGUGUUUUGCCUCAGUGUCUUUGCUUUAAUCGGUCUACAGCUUUUCAUGGGUCAUCUAAGACGCAAGUGUGUUGUGUGGCCAAUUAACCUUAACGAGACGUACUUGUCCAAUGGCAGCAAGGGUUUUGACUUUGAGGAAUACAUACACAAUGACACAAACUUUUACACAGUUGAAGGAGCUCUGGAUCCGAUUCUCUGUGGUAAUGGCACAGAUGCAGGCCAAUGUCCAGAAGGUUAUACGUGUAUGAAAGCUGGCAGAAAUCCAAACUAUGGCUACACUAGCUUUGACACAUUCAGUUGGGCCUUUUUGGCCCUGUUUCGCCUUAUGACUCAGGAUUAUUGGGAAAACUUGUAUCAGUUAACAUUACGUGCUUCUGGAAAAACAUAUAUGAUAUUCUUUGUCCUGGUAAUUUUUGUGGGUUCAUUUUAUCUGGUGAAUUUAAUUCUGGCUGUGGUAGCCAUGGCUUAUGAAGAACAAAAUCAAGCAACACUGGAGGAAGCAGAGCAGAAGGAACAUGAAUUCAAGGCCAUGCUGGAACAAAUGAAAAAGAUGCAAGAAGAGGCACAGGCACAGGCUAUGGCUACUUCUGCUGGCACAGUUACGGAGGAUGCGGUAGAAGAUGAUGAAGUAGAUGCGAGGAUGUCCCAGACUUCCUCAGAAUUCUCAAAACUGAGCUCAAAAAGUGCAAAGGAAAGGAGAAAUCGCAGAAAGAAGCGGAAGCAGAAAGAACUAUCGGAAGGGGAGGAGAAAAGAGAUACAGAAAAAGUGUAUGAAUCAGAAGACGGAAUAAGAAGAAAAGGUUUUUGGUACCCUGACAAUAGGCUGGGCAGAAAAUUUUCAAUCAUGAACCAGUCUUUACUCAGCAUCCCGGGGUCUCCGUAUCUCUCUAGACACAACAGCAAGAGCAGCAUAUUUAGCUUUCGUGGUCGAUUCAGGGACCCUGUCUCUGAAAAUGAAUUUGCUGAUGAUGAGCACAGCACUGUGGAAGAGAGCGAAGGCAGACGAGACUCCCUCUUCAUUCCCGUACGAGCCUAUGACAGGAGGAACAGUUACAACAGUGGGUACAGCCAGGGAAGCCGUUCAUCUCGCAUCUUCCCAAACCUGCGAAGAAGUGGGAAAAGAAAUAGCACAGUGGAUUGUAAUGGAGUGGUGUCGCUAAUUGGUGGUCCUGGGUCCACUAUGCCCGGUGGACGUCUUCUGCCUGAGCCUACAACAGAAGUAGUUAAAAAGAAGCCUUCUGGAUCACUCAGAGUCUCAAUGGACCAACUGCAUGCUUCAUAUGGAAGAAAGCAUAGAGCGAAUAGUGUUUUGAGUGUCCUUACUCAAACUCUUGUAGAAGAACUGGAAGAGUCACAGAGGAAAUGUCCGCCUUGUUGGUACAAAUUUGCAAACACCUUUCUCAUAUGGACUUGUUGCCCCUUAUGGAUCCGCAUAAAAACAGUUGUUAAUAUAAUAGUGAUGGACCCUUUUGUUGACUUAGCCAUCACCAUUUGUAUUGUCCUCAACACAUUAUUCAUGGCAAUGGAGCACUAUCCGAUGACAACCCAUUUUGAGAAUGUUUUAUAUGUAGGAAACCUGGUUUUCACUGGAAUUUUCACAGCUGAAAUGUUUCUAAAACUUGUAGCAAUGGAUCCUUAUUAUUAUUUCCAAGAGGGCUGGAACAUAUUUGAUGGAUUUAUUGUAUCCCUCAGUUUAAUGGAGUUAGGUCUUCAAGAUGUCGAGGGCCUCUCUGUUCUGCGUUCCUUUCGAUUGUUGAGAGUCUUCAAACUAGCCAAAUCCUGGCCAACCUUGAACAUGCUGAUAAAAAUCAUUGGAAAUUCUGUCGGUGCCUUGGGUAACUUGACCUUGGUCCUGGCCAUCAUCGUGUUCAUUUUUGCUGUGGUGGGGAUGCAAUUAUUUGGAAAAAGCUAUAAGGACUGUGUUUGCAAGAUUAAUCCUGAUUGUGUUUUACCUCGGUGGCACAUGAAUGAUUUUUUCCAUUCUUUUCUGAUCGUUUUCCGUGUGUUAUGUGGAGAGUGGAUUGAAACUAUGUGGGACUGUAUGGAGGUUGCAGGACAAGGAAUGUGUCUCAUUGUAUUCAUGAUGGUGAUGGUCAUUGGUAAUUUAGUGGUGCUGAAUUUGUUCCUUGCUUUGCUACUGAGCUCCUUCAGUGCUGAUAAUCUGGCCGCCACUGAUGACGACGGUGAAAUGAACAACCUUCAGAUAUCGGUCAUUCGCAUUAAAAAGGGCGUAGCUUGGAUUAAACUGAGAGCACAUGACUUUAUGCAGAAGUACUUCAAAAAGAAAGAUGCAGAUGAGGUGAAGCCAUUGGAUGACAUGUAUGAAAGAAAAAUUAACUGCUUAGCUAAUCACACCGGAGCUGAUAUCAACAGAGAUAUAGAUUACCAAAAAAAUGGAAAUGGCACCACCAGUGGUAUUGGAAGUAGUGUGGAAAAAUAUAUAAUCGACGAGGACCAUAUGUCUUUCAUAAAUAACCCAAACCUAACAGUCAAAGUGCCAAUUGCAGUCGGGGAGUCUGAUUUUGAAAAUCUUAACACAGAGGAUUUCAGCAGUGAUGAUGAUGGAAGCAAGGACAAACUUGAUGACACAAGUUCUUCAGAAGGAAGCACAAUUGACAUAAAGCCAGAAGAAGAAGAGGUACCCGUUGACGUACCAGAAGAAUAUCUAGAUCCCGAUAACUGCUUUACAGAGGGCUGUGUUGCUCGUUUCAAAAUUUGUCAAGUCAGCGUAGAAGAUGGACUGGGAAAAACUUGGUGGACCUUGCGUAAAACCUGCUUUCUCAUAGUUGAACACAACUGGUUUGAAACGUUUAUUAUCUUCAUGAUUUUGUUAAGCAGUGGUGCCCUGGCCUUCGAAGAUAUUUACAUAGAACAACGAAAAACAAUUCGAACCAUCCUUGAGUAUGCAGAUAAAGUAUUUACUUACAUUUUCAUCCUGGAAAUGUUACUGAAGUGGCUGGCGUAUGGAUUCGUUAAAUUCUUCACCAAUGCCUGGUGCUGGCUCGACUUUCUCAUUGUUGAUGUCUCUUUAGUAAGCCUUAUAGCUAAUGCCUUGGGCUACUCGGAACUAGGUGCCAUUAAGUCCCUUAGGACCUUAAGAGCUUUGAGACCCCUAAGAGCCUUGUCACGAUUUGAAGGGAUGAGGGUGGUAGUCAAUGCUUUGGUUGGUGCAAUCCCAUCCAUUAUGAAUGUGUUGCUGGUCUGCCUUAUAUUCUGGCUGAUUUUCAGCAUCAUGGGUGUCAAUUUGUUUGCGGGCAAAUACUACUAUUGCUAUAAUGAGACACUUGGAGACAGAUUUUUACCCGAGGAUGUGAACAAUCUAACAAUGUGUGAAGAUUUGAUUGCAAGAAACUACACUGAGGUCAGAUGGAGAAAUGUGAAAAUCAACUUUGAUAACGUCGGCGCAGGAUAUCUUGCAUUACUUCAAGUAGCUACAUUUAAGGGCUGGAUGGAUAUUAUGUAUGCAGCAGUGGAUUCUAGAAAGGUCCAGGAUCAGCCAAUAUACGAGGAUAACAUCUAUAUGUACAUUUAUUUUGUAAUUUUCAUCAUCUUUGGAUCCUUCUUUACUCUCAACCUCUUUAUUGGUGUAAUUAUUGAUAACUUCAAUCAACAAAAGAAAAAGUUUGGAGGUCAGGACAUCUUCAUGACAGAGGAACAAAAAAAAUACUAUAACGCAAUGAAGAAAUUAGGCUCGAAGAAACCACAGAAACCCAUUCCAAGACCUUUGAACAGAUUCCAGGGCGCCAUCUUUGAUAUCAUCACACAGCAAGCUUUCGAUAUCAUUAUUAUGAUACUCAUUUGUCUGAACAUGGUAACGAUGAUGGUUGAAACAGAUGACCAGACUGAUUACGCUGAGAACGUUCUCUACUGGAUUAAUGUCGUUUUUAUUAUCUUUUUUACCACGGAGUGUAUCUUGAAAUUAUGUGCAUUACGACAUUAUUACUUUACCAUUGGAUGGAAUAUUUUUGACUUUGUUGUUGUAAUUCUAUCUAUUGUGGGUAUGUUUCUGGCGGAUUUGAUUACAAAAUACUUUGUGUCACCCACAUUAUUCAGAGUAAUUAGAUUGGCUCGUAUAGGCCGUAUACUUCGCUUAAUCAAAGGAGCCAAAGGAAUACGAACCCUGCUUUUUGCCUUAAUGAUGUCACUGCCUGCCUUGUUUAAUAUUGGCCUUCUUCUCUUUUUGGUUAUGUUUAUAUUCUCAAUAUUUGGGAUGUCUAAUUUUGCUUAUGUCAAAAAAGAAGCAGGGAUUGACGACAUGUUCAACUUUGAGACCUUUGGCAAUAGUAUGAUCUGCUUAUUCCAGGUCACUACCUCCGCAGGUUGGGAUGGAUUAUUGUUACCUAUUUUAAAUCGCCCACCAGACUGUGAUGCCACUAAAGAGAAUCCUGGAAGUCAGGUUAAAGGCGAUUGUGGAAAUCCAUCUGUUGGGAUUUUUUUCUUUGUUAGCUACAUCAUCAUUUCUUUCCUGAUUGUGGUAAAUAUGUACAUUGCUAUCAUUCUGGAAAACUUCAGCGUAGCCACGGAAGAAAGUGCUGAUCCAUUAAGUGAGGAUGAUUUUGAAACAUUUUAUGAAAUAUGGGAGAAAUUUGAUCCAGAUGCCACGCAGUUUAUUCAGUUCAGCAAACUGCCAGAUUUUGCAGAUGCAUUGGAGCAUCCUUUGCGAGUUUCUAAGCCAAACACUAUUGAGCUCAUUGCCAUGGAUUUGCCCAUGGUGAGUGGUGACAGAAUACAUUGUCUCGAUAUCCUCUUUGCCUUCACCAAGCGCGUCCUUGGAGAGAGCGGAGAAUUGGAUAUAUUGCGACAGCAAAUGGAAGAAAGAUUUGUGGCCUCUAACCCUUCUAAAGUGUCUUAUGAGCCUAUUACUACCACGCUCAGGCGCAAGCAAGAAGACGUGUCCGCUGUUAUCAUCCAGCAAGCUUACAGACGACACUUAUUAAAAAGAGGAUUUGUUUGUAGGAAGCAUUCUUCAACAAAAAUGGAGAAUGGAGGAACAAAUAUGGACAAGAAAGAGGGCACCCCAUCUACUGCAUCACUUCCAUCUUAUGACAGUGUAACUAAACCUGAGAAGGAAAAACAAGAAAGGAUAGAGGAAGCAAUUAGAGAGCGGGCGAAAAAACAAAAACAUGUCAGGGAAUCCAAGUGUUGAAAAAAAAAAAUUAAAAGUAAUGUACACUUUUCAGAUUUGCAAGCAAAAGAUUGUUUACAAAUUUAAUAAAUAGAUCAAUGCAGAUCAGCUAUGGAGACACUUACAGAAUGUUCAAUACCAAACAGUCUGCUUAUUAUGACAUUGUUGCAUCUAUAGCAGUGACCCACCACCUGUUUAAGAAGGACUAUUAAGACGCCUGACUGCAAGGAUUUUAUAUGGUUGUACAGGUGGAUACUGCAUGUUUCACAUCAAUAAAUGCAACCUAGGAGAAACCAAGAGAGCUGCAAGGAUUAAUACAAUUCAGCAGCCAAAUGGAGUUUAUUUUCUCAUUAUUAUGAAAAUCAAAAAAGCACCAUUUAGGGGGUUUGUUUGUUCAUGCAAAACUAUAUUUGCAAUGUUACGUUAGUUAAGCAGCAAAAAAAAAAAAAAGGAAAAAGAAAAUGCGGCAAAAAAAUAACAAAGCAAACAAACAAAAAAAAUACAUUAAGCCCAUGUCAUGUAACUUUCACACUUUAUUUGAUAUAUCUACAUAAUUUUUUUCUAUAUGGGCUUCAUGUGAUGGAAAAUGUGAGAUGGAAAAUCAGGUUAUAAUUCAGGCUGAUGAGAAAUUGCUCAGGCCGAUUCCAAAAAAAAAAAAAAAAAUCAUAAAAGAAGAAAAA